AUACCGGAAGUGCCGGGGCGACGUUGUGACGCUCAGGCGGGUUGCCAUGACGACGCGGGGCUCGGGUCGUCAUGGCGACACCGGGGCUGGUUGACGUGGGCGGAGAUUGACGUGGGGCGAGUCACCAGAAUUGACCAUUUUAAAUGGACCUGGAAGUAAAAGGCAUUGGCACAACGUCAAGGCAUGGAACCCGACAGAAAUCUGCACAGGGUUGGAGGAUACAUUCCAGUGCUGCCUAUGGUCCUCGUCCUGAUGAUGUGCCUAUGUUAGAUUUGGGGAGACUUGGUGAGUUUGAUGGUGAGAGUGAUUUGUUGUAUACACCUAUUGUGACAGAGAAACCUUGUUUGAUUUCCCCGGAUUCUACCUCGACUGUAAACCGGGGCACACCAUUCCCAGCUUCACUUUCAGCACACCCAUCUCACCGUCGGCCAAGUCUGGUUGAAGAGUUGAUAGUUCCUGAAAAUCUACCUGCACCUUCAGAGAGGUACAGGAUGAAGUAUCAGCAGUAUGAGGAGGAGAUGAAGACAAGUUACAAGCAAUAUGUCCAGCAGAUGGCAGAAAAGAGCAAAGCAAUUCCUACACAUCAACAAACCCCACCAGCAGGGCGCCAGACCCAGGGACCAAGAGCUGAUGAAAUAACAUCGAAGGACUUGACAUCUCUUGAUGAGAAAGUUAGCCUUCAGCAGUGUUACACAAGCAAACCAUACAGCGAGCAGCAACACAUGAGGAAGUUGGCAGCUGAGGAUCGUGCAGUGGAAAAGCAGAAACAGGCUGUGGUGGAACAAGUGCUAGCGGAUCACCUUUCCAGGGCCGUCAUCAGUGACCCUGGACAAGAUGGACAAGCCGCAGAUCUGAGGCAUCAGCAAACCACACUUCCUGGCCUUGGAUCCACACCGCUGCGUUUCAGAAAUAGAAAACUACAUCAAACCGAAGUGAAGACAAGUUCAACAUUGACUGAAAAUCUACUCUCGAACAAGUUGCGAUUUGACGCCCGGAUUAUUUCAAAAAAUGGACGGGAUGCAUGCAGACAACUAAUUGGUUUCUUCUUUGCAUUCGACAAGUCCCUCACAGUGUAUGAAUAUCGCCAGUUUGGGAAAAAUAGGACAAAUGCUCUUCCAUUAAUUCAGAGAGGCGUUUACUGUCAUCAUUACGGUAGGCGAAAGGGAAGACAAUAUGACAUUGGUGAUUUCUGUACGGGUGCAAACCUGACCUUUCUGACAACAGAACAUGUUGGUCUCCCUGCAAGUGUCCAGGCAAACCAGUUACUAACGCUACGGAUCACCGGUGUUGAUGAACUGGCAAAGCACGCAUUGCUAACAAGUGGCAAUCCUUCCUUGAGUAAGCAAGAACUUGAUGACAGAAAUAUCCUUCGGUCUACACAAGCAUUGUUGAAAGAAAGACUGAAGAACAGAGGUGUCCGCACUUUGACAGGACUGGGCAAAUUGCUCCGGCAGCGGGAUUCAAGUGGGAAUGGAGUGCUGGUUAAAGGGGAACUGCAACAAGCUCUGAAGGAGUUCCAUUUAGAGCUUCCUAAUGAGGAUUUUGAGUCUAUUUGGUUAAUACUGGACCAGGACCGCAAGGGCAAAGUGGACUACAACCAGUUUAUCCAGGCCUUCGUUGGAGAAAUGAAUGAGUUUCGAAAAUCAUUUGUUCGUAAAGCUUAUAUGAAGCUUGAUCCAAAUAAGACUGGCAGCAUCUCGGUGAAUGAUAUUAGCAAGUUCUAUAAUCCAAAGAAACACCCUAAAGUCUUAUCAGGUGAAUCCACAGAGCAGCAAAUCCAGUCAGCAUUCCUGGACACCCUCCAGCAGGGCUCUGCCAGCUCCAAAGAAGUGACUUACUGUGAAUUUGAAUCCUAUUACGAGGGGCUCAGCCUCGGGAUUGCAAAUGAUGAGGAUUUUAGCAACAUCUUGAGAAACUGCUGGGGGGUUUGAGACUGAGGGCAAACUGGGUCAAGUCAGACGGACCACGACUACGGAGCAAGUUUUGUGUUGAUGUGCCACUUAUUAAUAAUGCCUUAAACCUGGCUACAGCACAGAACUCUGAUGCAACACUGCAAAGAGCUUUGACGUUUACGUCAGCCAUAGUUUAGCUCCAAAGAAAGACACAAAGUGAUGGAGUAACUCUGCGGGUCAGGCAGCAUCUCCGCAGAACGGAUAGGCGAUGUUUUGGUUCGGGAUCCUGCUUCAGAUAGAUUUCAGGAGGGCAGAAAAGAAAGCUGGAAUAGAGAUGGGGCAGGAACGAGCAUGGACACAGCAUGUAACAAAAUAUAUGCAGGAUUCAAGGAUUUGGAUCAAUGAAUGGAGAAAGCACGUCCUAAAGAGCAAAAAAAUAUUUAUUAAAGCAAAAUACAAGUAAAAUACAGAAAAAACUAUCAACUAACUGUACAAAAUAAACGCCCUUCUUC
Messenger RNA from Leucoraja erinaceus (little skate), 2404 nucleotides. RefSeq names its product calcyphosine 2 (gene caps2). The transcript is spliced from 18 exons. The coding region runs from base 144 to 1931 and encodes 595 amino acids. Gene Ontology annotation, molecular function: calcium ion binding. The record is from RefSeq and is a predicted model, not a curated record. Lineage: Eukaryota; Metazoa; Chordata; Chondrichthyes; Rajiformes; Rajidae.